UAAAUUAUUGCAUAUGAUGUAAUUAAUUUUUUAAUAAAACAGUAAUGCAGAACGUACAUGUAUUUAGAAAUAAAUUUAAUUUUACUUUUUCAAUUUACUUAAUUGGCUUAUAUCAUUGGCCUUUGCUUUAAUACAUCUCCUGACUGUUAGGCGUUGGCAUUGCAUAUCCGCGCAAACGCCCUAACAGUAUCACAAUAAUUUUUAAUAUAAUUCACUUGGUCAUAUGUUCUAUUAUUUUAAUAUAUGACAUGAUACGUUUCUUCUUUAAUGAUACGUUCUUUGCUCUUGAAGGCGACAUAUUCAAGUUUAUGGACACACAAAAGAAUAUAUUUUUAAAAUUGCAAUAAUGCCUUCCUUCGGGAUUAUUUUAUACUUAAAAUAGCUUAAAGAAUAAAUAUUUUUUGAUUUAGAAUAAAUUAUCUUUACAGCAAAAUUAAACAUUUUUAAAUUAAUGUAAAGGCAGCAUUUAAUGAUCGCAUCAAGGUAUAUAACGUUUAAGAAUAAAAUUUACUUGCAGCAAGAUCUAUUUCUUUGUGUGAUGUGGUAAAUAAUUUUUUCGUUGAUGAAUUCAAGAUAAAAUGUUGCGUAUUGAUGGGAUAGGCAUAAUAUCGCUAUGAGAUAAGACGGCCGCAGGAGGAUCAUAGACGCCAUAGAUAGUUUAUCGACAAAAAUCGCGUAACGAGCUAUCGCUUUUUGUAAUCGCUUUCUUGUUAGGUAACUAAAGUGGUGGCUAAUAAAAUUAAUUAAUUAAAUUCUCUGGGUUGAUAUGUGAUAACGCCGUACCUUAAAGUAACACAUAUAUGCAUAUUUAUUUUGUAUGCAUAUGUGCGUACCGAGACAUGCGUGCGUGCGUGCAUGCUUACGCGCGCGCGCGCAUGACUUCUUCUCACUCUGCUGUACAACUGUUAUAUGCAGUAUCAAGGCGUGCGCUUGUUAAAGUGUUCAGAAAUAUAUUACUACAGAAAAAGUUUACUAUAAUAUCUUGUCUACGAAAUAUUUUGUGUCAACCGGGAGUUUUAAUGUAAUCAGCACUCUUUUGCAAAACGUCAAUUAGCAAGAAAAUAAUAGAGGAAUAAAAGAAACGAAAAUGGAGGAGGUUCAUGAGCCAGUACACGACAAUUUGCCGUCGAUAGAGCACACCUUACGUCCAAUAUCUUACACAUCUUGGUUCAUGGGCGUGGGAAUUGCACGUCCGCUAAAGUGUCCAAAGUAUGUGACGAUAGUCAUACGUAUCAUUCACCUGGUUCUAUGUACAGCAAUCCUAAUAGCAUACUCCGAAUAUCUUUUCACUUCGUACAUAAGUGUAUACAUGUUCAAGUAUAUCCUAGAUUGGAUGUCAUACGUCGUGUCGGGAUAUUAUUACAUUUAUCACGGAAUCAGGCAAUAUGACAAGUGGCCGGAGCUAAUGGAUAAAAUGAUGGAGCUUGAUCGUAAAAUUAGAAGGGAAACAUACAUGAAUGAUCAGCCGGUAAAAAACAUGGAAGCAAUAAUGAUUCUCAUGACUUUUAUAUGUUGCCCUGUGUUGAUGAUUAUGUACUCCGUGUAUUACUAUAUGUUUGAUUAUGACAUUCCCACAGUCACAUUGUUGUUAUACUACAUGAUAGCACAGUCGUUGAUCAUCAGCUUCGUCUUUGAUAUUGUCGUUUAUGUGCUGUAUUACAGAUAUCAAACGAUAAAUAAGUUGAUCAGUCAUUUGGAUAAUCUGUCUGAUGCAUCAUUGAUGGCGCUCAAAAUUAGACACAUUAGAGAAUUGCAUAAUGAUAUUUGUGAUAACGUUAUUAUGAUAAACGAUAUUCAUGGUCUUCAUCUUCUUCUCUGCUCGGCAAACUGCUUCUGCAUAGUUGCGACUUCACUAUUCAAUGUCUACUUAAGAAUCGAGAAGGAAGACUAUCAGUCUAUAUUGAUUUAUAACAUGGAAUCGAUUAUAUACUUCAUGCAAUUUGGUUUGAUUUGCUGGAUUUGCACACUCGCGCGUCAAGAAUUUGACAAAACCAAGAUAAUUAUAUGCAGAAUUGGAUUGAAAUGCAAAUCUGUGAAUUUUGAUAAACUAAACGAUGUAAGGAAUCAAUUAAGUUUAGAAGUGCGUCCGCCAUUGGAAGACGCGGACAGCGGACAAAAUUCUAAUUGGAGUAACAAUCACGAUUGGAAUUACGUUGUCACGGAAAAUCUUUUGGGUAAAAUUCUGGAUCGAGACCACGUCAGAAACGAAAUCAAUGACUUUUUGAUUCAACUGCAACAGCGUCAAGUAUCAUUUACAGCCUGCAAUUUCUUCGAAAUCAACAAUAAUUUGUUCUGUGGUUUUGUCGGGGUAAUCUUUACUUAUAUAAUAGUCCUUAUUCAAUUUAAACAUAGCGACAAUGUGUAGAUUGCCCAAUGGUCUGCAUCGGAUCUUAGUGAUAAUUAUAAUUUUUCUAUUAAAUUGAAUUUCUUAGCUUUAUUUUAAACUGCGCGCUGCCAGGUUUUUUCAGUCUUGAAACACAAUUACUAAGCUAAAUGUCGAUGCUCAAGAGCAUCUUAGAAUACUCCGUUCUUUCUUUCCCGAGAAACUAAAUAAAUUUAUUGCAAAAAAAAUAUUUUAGCCGCGAUUCGAACCCGGAUCUCUCAACAUUCCGUGCGGGCGUCCUAGCUAAUUCGAUCACUAAGACAUGGUAUUAUUCUUCGCAAUAACCAGUAUAUUUUAAAGCACUGCACGUCCUUUCAAGUUUAUUAUAUUUAACCAAUAAUCCGAGAAACUAAACAAAAACAGAGUGCAGAUUAAAUUGGUAAUUUGUUAAUAGUAUAUAAAUAUUAUCUGUUAAAAUAAGUUAUAAUUUGUAAUAUACAUAUAUGUUUAUUUUUAAUAAAUUUAUUUGGGAUUAAUGAAUGUUGUAUAUUGUCGCACAAGGGAAAUCACGAGGGUUGUUUCUUUUUAUUAAUCCUCCGUAGUUACACUUCGGAUUUUUAACAAGUUGGUCGCAUGGAGUGCGUUGCACCCCAAUGAAUAUUUUCAGGGUUUUAUUACAAUUAUUUAACAUUUUUUAACUUUUGACUAGUAUUGAUACAUUAUUAAAGGGCUUAAGAAUGAGUUGAUAUGUGACAACGCCUAGAAACCACGGUCUGGAAUUACGUUUAUACAUAUAUUUAUUUCGUAUGUAUGCAGCGCGCGUGUAUGUGUGUAUGAAAGUGUGUUGUGUGUGUGUGCGCGCGCAUGUCAUGCAUGACUUUAUGAUCUUUCUGUUGUACAAUUGCUAUAUGCAGUAUCAAGCAGAAUUCAAAGCGUGCGCUUGUUAAAGUAUGCAGAAAGAUUUUACUAUCUUGUCUACAAAAUAUUUUGUGCCGUUUUACGAAGGAGUUUUAAUGUAAUUGGCAUUUACAAAACGCCGAUUAGCAAAGAAAAUAGUCGACGAAAAUGGAGGAGAUUCAUGUGCCAGCACAAGACAACUCGCCAUCGAUAGAGCACACCUUGCGUCCAAUAUCUUACACGUCUUGGUUCAUGGGCGUGGGCGUUGCACGUCCGCGAAAGUGUUCAAUGUUUCAAACAAUUUAUUUGCGUUUCGGUCACAUGGUCAUAUGCACAACGUACCUAAUACAACAUAUCAGAUACGCUUCUCACAUGUCUUUCGUUUUUAACAUGGAUGUAUUUAAGUUCAUGUAUGUCAUAGAUAGGGCGACAGACUUCGUGUCGACAUAUUACUAUAUUUAUCACGGAAUUAGACAGUAUAACAAGUGGCCGGAGCUAAUGGACAAAAUGAAGGAGUUUGACCGAAAGAUCAAGAGAGAAACACAUACGAAUGAUCAGCCAGUAAAAAAGUUGGGAGUAAUAGCGAGUCUCAUGACUUUCGCGUGUUGUCCUGUGUUGAUAGUUGUGCAUGCCCAAUAUUUGAGCUAUCUAAAUUUGAAAAUUAGAUAUUUUGACUUGUUGAUUUAUUACACGACAGCACGGUCAUUGAUCAACAGCUUCGUCUUCGACAUUGUCGUUUAUGUACUCUAUAACAGAUAUCAAACGAUAAAUAAAUUGCUCGACCAAUUGAAUGAACUAUCUGAUGCGCCAUUGAUUGCGUUCAAGAUUAGACGCAUUAGAGAAUUGCAUAAUGGUAAGUCUUUGCAAAUAUUAUUUUUUGUGUUGUAAUUAAAUGAUAUAAAUUUAUUUAGCGCGAGAUAUAAUUUGAUACUGUCUAGGAACAAAUUGCGAUUAUAUCAAGAUGUGAUUCAAUUAUGAAUUCUGUUAUAUAGAUAUUUGUGAUCUCGUGAGUACGAUAAACGAUAUUCAUGGUUUUCAUCUUCUUCUUUGUUCGGCAAACUGCUUUUCUAUAAUCGUGAUUAAACUGUUCUUGACAUACAAAUAUGUAAAAAGUGGUUACGAUGA
Molecule: messenger RNA, 4345 nt
Organism: Monomorium pharaonis (pharaoh ant)
Lineage: Eukaryota; Metazoa; Arthropoda; Insecta; Hymenoptera; Formicidae
Exons: 3
Coding region: 1088-2365 (425 amino acids)
Biological process (GO): sensory perception of taste
Cellular component (GO): axon; neuronal cell body; membrane
Source: RefSeq, a predicted model, not a curated record